AUGACGACGGACAUACCGUCCUCGCAUAACAUGGCUUCCGAAGCCGUGCCUGAAGCUGAGCAAGUAUCUAGGGCUAUGAGCCUAAGUAACAGCGGGAAGAUGGAUGAAUUAAGUGAGAUGGGGGACGAAGAAGGCGUGUAUGAGUCAGAGACGCCGUCAGAAAGUGGAACGGAGGGGCUUACAUGGAUAUCAUGGUUCUGUUCUCUUGCAGGACACCAGUACUUUGCUGAGGUGUCCGAGGAGUUCAUUGAAGAUGAAUUUAAUUUGACUGGCCUCAACUUCCUAGUUCCGUUUUACAGAGAAGCGCUGGAAAUGAUUCUCGACAUUGAGCCUCAAGACUCAUUAAAGAUUCCUGAUAUAUCCAUCGUUGAGUCAUCUGCAGAGCUUUUGUAUGGUCUUAUUCACCAACGAUACAUUAUCACGCGUCAGGGCAUGCAGCAAAUGGUGGAAAAGUUCGAGCAGGGUCACUUUGGCAUAUGCCCCCGCAUAUUUUGCAACUCACAGUUCACACUGCCAUGUGGUCGUUCAGACUUGCCAGGUCUUGAUACAGUCAAGCUGUUUUGCCCCAAUUGUCUCGACAUUUACACGCCUCCCAGUAGCCGUUUCCACGGCAUUGAUGGCGCCUUUUUCGGGACGACGUUCCCCCAUCUCUUACUGCUUUCCUACCGGGAUUUGGCUCCAUCGAUCUUGGCUCCGCCCGAGCCACCAGCACAAGACUCACUCAACGAAACAAGCACACCCAUGGAUGAAUCACACUCCCCUUCUCCCUCUCCUGCAACCAAUGCUAUCAAAACGCUCUCUGUUGAUCGCCUUGGGCGGAAGAUACCACAAACUGGCAUAUACAUACCGCGCAUCUAUGGAUUCCGCGUAAGCAAGUUUGCACCCAGCGGUCCUCGUAUGCAAUGGAUGCGUAUGCGCCCCACUUCUCUAUCUGAGCUCAAUACCUGA
Malassezia restricta is the source of this 948-nucleotide messenger RNA. RefSeq names its product casein kinase II subunit beta. Gene Ontology annotation, molecular function: protein kinase regulator activity. Gene Ontology annotation, cellular component: cytoplasm; protein kinase CK2 complex. Bases 1 to 948 code for a protein of 315 amino acids. NCBI's taxonomy places the organism in Eukaryota, Fungi, Basidiomycota, Malasseziomycetes, Malasseziales, Malasseziaceae. The record is from RefSeq and is a predicted model, not a curated record. The transcript has a single exon.